UUCACGAAUUCAACAUUAUACACUUAAAACUCAUAAACGAGAGUGUGCCAAGCCUGAACGGGAGUAUAGCACAAGAACAUUAUGGCUGACAAAAGGAAAAUAUUUGUGUUGCUAAAUUGAAAAAGGGAAAUAGAUUCACUCGAAGUUUUCGAACAAAACUUUUUUUUGUACAAAAGUUGUGGUGAAAUUGUUUCCGGAUUUUGUUGUUUAGUUGAUUAAACAUCCGGUUGCUGCAAUCUGAUAAUCGCAAAAUGUAACCACAUCAUAUGACUAUGCAACACCUACUUUAAAGACUUUCAAACAAUCAGACACCAGUAUUAACUUCGCACACAGCCCAUCACAAUUUUCGCAGGCUCAUCCCACAUAAUGCAUAAAUAAAAUGGAAUAUCCGAAUAAGAUCCUAAUGUCUGGAAGUUCGGCUGGCCGAACGAAACGGGGCAAACGCGGGACGUGGAACGAAAAGAAACGGGCUGGCAUGAGUUUUCUCAUUGUCAUCGCAUUCUUUGCCAUUUUCGGAUUAAUUAUUUUAACGGAAAUUCUAAUGAUCGAUGAGAAAAGUAAGGCGUCGACGAAUGGGAUCCGACAUGCGGGAUACAAUCGUUUGGGUGAAUCGGCACCGGACUAUGAUGAUGUGAAAGAGGAGUAUAGCAUUGAAGAGGCAAUAUUUCUCAAAAACAAUAGAUUCAUUAAGGACAUUAAGCAAAGUAGAAAUAUUCAAAUAUCACUAGCCAUUCCAGUUGCACCGGAAUCGCCAGGUAAUAAUAAUAAUAAUGGAGGAGCGAUACCUUGGGGUGCACUGCUACCGCAAAGCAUUGAACGUACACUUCCGACAUAUCCUGUUGAUGUUCCUCCGUCGGAUGGAUCGUGGAAGAUUGUUAACGGCACUAGGUUUAAGUUUUUUGUAUUUUCCGCUUUCUACGAUCGUCGUGGAGGAAAGUUAAUUAGAGUAAUUGGUGCUACAAAGACUAGAGGUCCCGAAAAGGUUUGGUGCCGCUUAUGGUAUCCAACCGGACCGCAUAAUUCAACUUUUAGAUCGUCAUCUGUGAUGGCUAGAGUUAAGAUAAUCAGAGAGAACUGGAAUCUCAAGUACAGUGCAUGUUUUGUACUAUGUCCACUUCAAGCACCCGGUCUUGAGAUACCAUACGCUGUCAGUAUUGUCAGCAAAAUUCGUUCGCCACCGGGAAAUGUUUUACUGUUACGCAACACCGAUCAAGAUCCAAGUCUACAAAAUCGCACCAAUAUCAAUCAAAUACCCGACAAGAUUGGCGUCUGCAUCAAACCAUUCCAUUUUAAUUAUGAUUCUGCCUUAUAUUUAUUGGAAUUUCUCGAAAUGAAUUCGUUGCUUGGUGUAUCCCAUUUCACAUUCUACAAUCACACGCUCGGACCGAAAGCUGCUUGCGUUCUGCGCCAUUACAUGGAAGAAGGUUUGGUGGCGGCUAACAAUGCUACACAAGAUGGGACUGUUCAGCGUCCCACCAUUUCUAUAUUACCGUGGGACUUGCGAAUGCGAUCGCAAAAAGAAAUUCGAACGGAAGGUCUGUUUGCGGCAUUAAACGAUUGCUUAUAUCGAAGCAUGUACAGAUUCCAGUACGUCGCUCUAAUUGACUUAGAUGAAUUUAUUGUACCUCGACACAACGAUACGCUUAAGGAUUUGUUGAAGUGGCUGUCGCUCAAAGUGAACAAUAGAAAUACCGGAGCCUAUUCGUUUCAGAAUGCAUUCUUCUAUCUUCAAUUCGCCGACGAUAGUCUUAUGUACGAACGGAACGUUAGUAAUCCCGCUCUGCGUGGUGCACUGAUAACGCAACGAAAAACUCGAAGACGAUCGAAACUACAUCCGCAGAAGCAACGGUCGAAAUACAUUUGCAAACCGGAAUCGGUUGUGGAAGCUGGAAACCAUUUUGUUUGGGAAUUUAUACCGGGACGUGGUUCGCUAAAUGUUCCGGCUGAUGCAGCGAUCCUUCAUCAUUACAGAGUUUGUGAAUUUGGCGGAGACGAUUGCGUCAAAACUCCGAGCACUGUCGAUCGCACCGCUCACAAAUAUUCGCGUCGACUAACCGAUCGAGUGGAAAUGAUGUACAGCAAAUUGAAAACGUCGUGCAAACUUUUGAAUCUGCCGCCAGUUCCGACCAAAGCUCCGACGACCAGAAAGAAAAUUUUGAAAAUAAAAGAUUUGCAGAAACCGAUCAAAGCGAAGAAAGUGGACUCGGCCGAUGAUGUUAAAUCUUCGAAAUCUUAAGUGAUAAUGUCGCUGUAAAUACCAGAAAAAAAACCAACAAAAAAUAUUCUUAAUCCAAAGCAAAACAGAUAACAGAACAUGAAGAUAUUUAUAGUGUAGCCAAGACGACAGAAAAAAGAAAAUAUUUUUUUGUAAAAAGAUGAAAAUUUCAAAAAGAAUUUGACGCGCUAAAAAUAGUUAACUUUAGUGAUAACCUAGAUUGACUUUCGCGGCCUAUCUAAACCGAAUAAUUUAUUUUCCUUGCAAUUUGGCCUAAACGAAGUCUUUGCCGUCAUCGCUUCAAUUGUUUUCCGUUGUUGAUUUAUUUUAGUCUAGUUUUUAAGUGGAAUAGGCAUUUACUUCGACAGUGUACUGUGCUGGAAGUGGUGCUCAAAAUGGAAUUUAUAUUUUUCUCAAAAUGAACAUCGACGACAACCUUGAUCAUGAAACCUUUACACCUAUACACCCAUUAGUAUGGGCUGCUAUGUCAGAAAAAGUAGUCUCGCUCGCUGGGGAGUUUUAAUGUGUUUUGACGAUUGGAUGUGAUUAAGCGGUCGAAGUCUCAGAACUAACUUUUUUUCAUGAAGAUCUCAACGGAUUCUGAAAGGUUGGUUCAAUAACUGACACAACUUUUUUGUCUAGGCCGGGUUAUGGAAGAUUCCCGAAAAAGUUUCACAAAAACCCGUAAAUUUGAGACUGAUUUCCUUGGCCAUUUCAAAAUUAAAUUCAACGACUGGAGACGUUUUGGAAAGCUUUUCUCAAACCCUAUCAACGAUAGCUAGCCGAGCUCAGACAUAUUGAAGGAUCGGGACUCUCAGUUCUAGGAAACAAUCGAAGGAUUUCAACUAAUUUUGCUCUAAAAAUCGCAAGACGAUGAUGUGAAUGAUCUGCAACUUUGUGACUAUUCCUGAAUGGAUACUAAUAAACGACCGAUAAAUUAAUUCAAAACUACCGAUAAAAAUAUUCAAAACUACCGAUAA
Molecule: messenger RNA, 3195 nt
Organism: Bradysia coprophila
Lineage: Eukaryota; Metazoa; Arthropoda; Insecta; Diptera; Sciaridae
Cellular component (GO): cytoplasm
Molecular function (GO): glycosyltransferase activity
Source: RefSeq, a predicted model, not a curated record